CAAACACGGACAUAGCCGGUAAUGGCCCGGCGCUGCCUACAAAAAAGACAGACAAGGAUAAUACUAUAACGUGCACAGAUCCUGUACCUUCCUAUUCCAGAAAACGUCCUCAAAAUCACGGAGAUAGUGAGCAACGCAUCCCGUCUGAGGCCUGUACUGGCCCUGUGUUCCCUGCUCCCAACACAGAGGUAGCUUCGUGUGACGUCAUUCCUACUACUACAACCAUAAACAACACAGAGGUAGUCUCGUGUGACGUCAUUCCUACUAGUACAACCACGAACAACACAGAGGUAGCCUCGUGUGACGUCAUUCCUACUAGUACAACCACGAACAACACAAAGGUAGCCUCGUGUGACGUCAUUCCUACUACUACAACCAUGAACAACACAGAGGUAGCCUCGUGUGACGUCAUUCCUACUAGUACAACCACGAACAACACAAAGGUAGCCUCGAGUGACGUCAUUCCAACUACUACACCCACGAACAACACAGAGGUAGCCUCGUGUGACGUCAUUCCUACUACUACAACCACGAACAACACAGAGGUAGCCUCGUGUGACGUCAUUCCUACUACUACAACCAUGAACAACACAGAUGUAGCCUCGUGUGACGUCAUUCCUACUACUACACCCACGAACAACUCGGGCGGCGACUGUGCAAGAACUAAAGUUUUCUCUAUCGAUCCGACAAAACGAAUGCUACGACAAAGCAAGCAACAAAAGAAGGAUGAGGAUGAGAUUUUCUCUCCGUUGUUCGAGCCUACGGGAGAAAAGCUGGGCCGUGGGAGCUUUGGCUCUGUCUCCACAUACAGAAACAAGGAAACAGGGAAGGAAUUCGCCGUCAAAGUCAUCAGGAACUGUUGGGAUAAAAAUAGAGUAAUAAAUCGUAGAGUAGUAAAUGAGAUCAAGACCUGUCAACGCUACAAGAACUCGGAAAACAUCCUGACUUUCGUGGAGUUCUAUUGGAUAGGAGAUACGUUUUUCCUGAUGUUCGAGAAAAUGGCAGGAGGAGAUCUAAGAGCUCUGUUGACGUCAACUCCGUAUCUGAGCGAGUCCCAGGUUUCACGAGUGACCAACGCCAUCGCCCGCGCUCUCCUCACACUUCACAAAGACGGAGUGGCGCAUAGAGACCUCAAGCCCAAGAACAUUCUCUGCCACAGCCCAGGACAAGUCACCCCACUGGUCCUGUGUGACUUUGGGGUAGCGAGUGAAUCCCCUUCUCGACGUCACCCCCCCAAAGGGGACAUAACCAAGCCUGCUCUGAAGUCAUCCGUUGGCUGCCCGCAAUACAUGGCACCAGAGAUCGCCGGUUUGCGGUUACCCGAGCCACAGAGAAGUAAAGCACCCUACGACACCCGCUGCGACAUGUGGAGUCUGGGAAUUCUCAUUUUUGAAAUGCUCUUCCGCCGUCUACCCUUUGUCGGCCACUGUGCACAGCACGUGCAAGUCUCGGUCCGCGGUUGUCGGGGCUGUAACGAAGACAUGUUCCCCAAGAUCUGCAGUGGGGAAUUUUCCAUCCCUAGACACACUCGUGAGUCCUUGUCUUACUAUGCCGGGGAUUUGAUCCGGCGCCUCCUGGUCGUUGACUCCCGAAACCGUUACUCAGCCGCCGAGGUCUUGAAACAUCCGUUUGUGACUGCACACAGGAACGAUGACGUCACUACUACAACCGACUGUCGGACAGUGUUGCCAUGACAAUUGUUGUCUGAGUAGUGAUGCGGACACAAGUUUGGCAGGAGUAUCCCCAGCUGCUUUUUACUGUUCUCGGACAAUACAUUUAUCUUUCUAAAAAGACGCACACUUCGGACUAUGUUACGACACCUUCACUCAUGUUGGUGUGUUUGUGUGUGUGUGUGUGUGUGUGUGUGUGUGUGUAUGUGUGUGUGUGUGUUUGUGUGCAUCUUAACUUAUGAUUGUGUGCCUGACAUGUGUGAUUGCUGAUUGUGUUGACGUGUGAAAGUUUUGCUUACUUUUCUUCUUGUUUUGAGUUUUAUGUUUCUUUUUAUAUUAUUAGUAUUUCUGGUUCUUUUCAACUUUUAUUAAUAAAAAUGUCUCUGGCUAGAAGCAAAUGGACAUGGUUGUUUUUUUAUUGCUGUUGUUGUUGUUGAUGGUGAUAUGAUAUGAUAAUGAUGGUAUUGUGUGUUCCUGGUGAAGGGCGAAAUGUUGAACCUUUAUAAAAUUUGGAAAUUC
Messenger RNA from Aplysia californica (California sea hare), 2189 nucleotides. Its product is annotated as MAP kinase-interacting serine/threonine-protein kinase 1-like. The transcript has a single exon. The record is from RefSeq and is a predicted model, not a curated record. The coding region runs from base 378 to 1694 and encodes 438 amino acids. Gene Ontology annotation, biological process: protein autophosphorylation; peptidyl-serine phosphorylation; intracellular signal transduction. Gene Ontology annotation, cellular component: cytoplasm; nucleus. Gene Ontology annotation, molecular function: ATP binding; calcium/calmodulin-dependent protein kinase activity; calcium-dependent protein serine/threonine kinase activity. NCBI's taxonomy places the organism in Eukaryota, Metazoa, Mollusca, Gastropoda, Aplysiida, Aplysiidae.